Molecule: messenger RNA, 855 nt
Organism: Diatraea saccharalis (sugarcane borer)
Lineage: Eukaryota; Metazoa; Arthropoda; Insecta; Lepidoptera; Crambidae
Source: the annotation of a GenBank genome assembly
AUGGCACUUUAUCCGUCUUUAGAGGACAUGAAAGUUGAUACGAUGGUUCGAGCACAAAUGAGUCAUCAAGCUCCACCCUCCAACGCACAUCGUGCACCAAAUGCACCAAGUGCCUUGGGUCAUGUUUACCCUGCGCUUGGAGAGUACAUGGGUCUCGAAUUGUCUUCUGAUGUUAUUGCCCUAAAUAUGCCUGAAUAUCAGAUGCAAGUAGCACCAGCUGGAGGUGGCAUAUGCAAUGUUAUUGCACCUCUUUCCUCACAAUCACCAUCGCUUAUUAAAGCUACAGUCACUGGAGCUAUCAGACAAGUAGUCUUAUGUAAAGAUAGGGAUGGCAAAUGUGGUCUCAGAUUGCACUCUGUGAACAAUGGGGUAUUUGUGUGCUAUGUUGCUGCAGGUAGCCCAGCUGCUAUAGCUGGAUUGAGGUUUGGGGACCAAGUACUUGAAAUAAAUAAUGUGGCAUUAGCUGGAAUGUCUAUGGAUCAAUGUCAUGCAAUUUUGAGAAAUGCACCUGCCAACGGGAUUGUUAUGGCGGUCCGUGAUAGGCCAUUUGAGCGUACAAUUACACUUCAUAAGGAUUCUCUUGGACAUGUUGGAUUUCAUUUUAAAGAUGGAAAGAUUGUUGGGCUGGUGAAGGACUCUUCUGCUGCCCGCAAUGGACUCUUAACAGACCAUCAGAUUCUAGAAAUAAACACUAUUAAUGUUGUGGGCAUGAAAGAUAAGGAAAUAUCAAAAGUUAUUGAUGAUAGUCCCUCAGUUGUUAACAUAACUAUAAUACCAUCCUAUAUAUAUCAACAUAUGAUAAGCAAGAUGUCAUCAUCAUUGUUCAAGGGAUUGGACCGCACACCUGCUGUUUAA